Molecule: messenger RNA, 2532 nt
Organism: Camelus dromedarius (Arabian camel)
Lineage: Eukaryota; Metazoa; Chordata; Mammalia; Artiodactyla; Camelidae
Gene: CSNK1G2
Product: casein kinase 1 gamma 2
Exons: 12
Coding region: 431-1675 (414 amino acids)
Biological process (GO): signal transduction; positive regulation of canonical Wnt signaling pathway; peptidyl-serine phosphorylation
Cellular component (GO): cytoplasm; plasma membrane; nucleus
Molecular function (GO): protein serine/threonine kinase activity; ATP binding
Source: RefSeq, a predicted model, not a curated record
CGGCGGCAGUGGCGCGGGAGCGGGGGUCGGAGCGGGCGCCGGAGCCGGAGCCGGAGCGCGAAAGGGGUCCUGAGCGGGGACCCGCGCCGCGCUGCUGAGGGAGCCGGGGCCGCCCAGCCCGGCCAGCGGGCCGCGGGGCCACGGCCACGGCCACGGCCACGGCCACGGCGGAGGCCGUCAGCCGAGAGCCACGAGAUUUGAGCCCGCGGGACCUGUUAGCAGCAUGUGUCCGCCCCCCCGCGCGCGACCCCGAGGCCACUGAGAUGAGCGCCGCGGCUGGGCCCUCGCGCGCGCGCGCGUCCCACUAGCCGGGGCGCUGGGCCGCCAUGGUGUGCUAGCCCCGAAGAGCCGCCGUGACCUCAGGUCUCCGUGGAGCCAGGAUUUGCACGGCAGCAGAGUCACCGUGGAGAGGCCAGGGUACCACAAACUUAUGGAUUUUGACAAGAAAGGAGGGAAAGGGGAGUCGGAGGAGGGCCGGAGAAUGUCCAAGGCCGGCGGCCGGACCAGCCACGGCGUUCGGAGCUCGGGGACCGGCUCGGGGGUCCUGAUGGUGGGCCCCAACUUCCGGGUCGGGAAGAAGAUAGGCUGUGGCAACUUCGGGGAGCUCCGGCUAGGAAAGAAUCUCUACACAAACGAAUACGUAGCUAUCAAGUUGGAGCCCAUCAAGUCCCGGGCCCCGCAGCUGCACCUGGAGUACCGCUUCUAUAAGCAGCUCAGCGCGGCAGAGGGCGUCCCUCAGGUCUACUACUUCGGUCCGUGCGGGAAGUACAACGCCAUGGUGCUGGAGCUGCUCGGGCCCAGCCUGGAGGACCUGUUCGACCUGUGCGACCGCACGUUCACGCUCAAGACGGUGCUCAUGAUCGCCAUCCAGCUGAUCACGCGCAUGGAGUACGUGCACACCAAGAGCCUCAUCUACCGCGACGUGAAGCCGGAGAACUUCCUGGUGGGACGGCCGGGCACCAAGCGUCAGCACGCCAUCCACAUCAUCGACUUCGGCCUGGCCAAGGAGUACAUCGACCCCGAGACCAAGAAGCACAUCCCGUACCGCGAGCACAAGAGCCUGACGGGCACGGCGCGCUACAUGAGCAUCAACACGCACCUGGGCAAGGAGCAGAGCCGCCGCGACGACCUGGAGGCGCUGGGCCACAUGUUCAUGUACUUCCUGCGCGGCAGCCUGCCCUGGCAGGGGCUCAAGGCGGACACGCUCAAGGAGCGCUACCAGAAGAUCGGGGACACCAAGCGAGCCACGCCCAUCGAGGUGCUCUGCGAGAGCUUCCCAGAGGAGAUGGCCACGUACCUGCGCUAUGUGCGGCGCCUGGACUUCUUCGAGAAGCCCGACUACGACUACCUGCGCAAGCUCUUCACCGACCUCUUUGACCGCAGCGGCUUUGUGUUCGACUAUGAGUACGACUGGGCUGGGAAGCCCCUGCCCACGCCCAUCGGCACGGUCCACACCGACCUGCCCUCGCAGCCUCAAGUUCGGGACAAAGCCCUGCUACACAGCAAAAACCAGGCACUGAACUCCACCAACGGGGAGCUGAAUGCCGACGACCCCACCGCCGGUCACUCCAAUGCCCCCAUCACGGCCCCCGCAGAGGUGGAGGUGGCUGACGACACCAAGUGCUGCUGUUUCUUCAAGAGGAGGAAGAGAAAAUCGCUGCAGCGACACAAGUGACCUUGGGCGGCGGCCCCUGAGUCCUCCCGCUGCAGCCCCUCGGGCCAGCUUGCCGUGGCCCCGUGGCCACAGCCAGAUGCAAGCUGCAGGGCUGGCUGAGCUGCCGCCCCCACGGGGGGCCACUUCCUUCACGUAAGACUUUGGCCGAGGUUUCUACACUUGUGUCUAGUCCUCCCCUCCGAGAGCAUUAACUUUAAAACAAGGAAAAGAGAAAACCACAGCGGCCGUCCUGCCCCACUCCCCGCCCGCCUGCUGAGUGAGUAGUGGGCCCGCCGCCACCGCCGCCACCGUUAGUGUGAUUCAAUGCAGCUUCUCCCUCGAUCCAAAGGCUGUUUUCUCGAGGGGGCGCUGCGGGGGCGUUGCUGCCGAGGGUGAGCCCAUCCUGGGCCUCCCCAAACCAAAGGGGAAGGCGGGGUGGGGGCGGCCGGCAACCAAAAUGCUGCACCAAAGCCUGGGCCGGCGGGCAUGGCCCGCGGGCUGUUUUGCGCACCUGCUCAAGGGGCCGCUGCUGGCCCGGAACUCGGGGCGCUGCCUCGUGGCCAGCCGGCAGCGCCGGGCGUGCAGGCUUCUUGUGUGGGCUGUGCGCUGCUGGCCGAGCAGUGGGAGACAAGCGCCUUAAAGCCCGUCCCCAGCCCUGCAGGUGCGUGCGGAGCGGGCAGCCCCGUCAGUGCUGCCAGUGGUCCCUGGAGCCCCGCGUCCUGCGUGGGCAGAGCGGCUGGGGGUGCCCCCACGGCGUGUGCGUCUAGGUCUUGCUUUACAAAGUGUACAGAAAUGGCACUUCCGUUUCUUUGAUGCUUCCUGGAAGCCAUAGAACUUAGGGGCUUUUUUAAAAAAAAUAAAGGAAAAUGAAACCAGUC